Messenger RNA from Anolis sagrei ordinatus, 2445 nucleotides. It is a transcript of the gene RAB22A, whose product is annotated as RAB22A, member RAS oncogene family. NCBI's taxonomy places the organism in Eukaryota, Metazoa, Chordata, Lepidosauria, Squamata, Anolidae. Gene Ontology annotation, biological process: vesicle-mediated transport. The record is from RefSeq and is a predicted model, not a curated record. Gene Ontology annotation, molecular function: GTPase activity; GTP binding.
GGUCAGGUGACUCCAAAGCCCCGCCCCAAGAUGGCGCCCGGCCUGCGGAGCCUGAGGAGGAGGCGGAGGAAGAGGAGGCUUGCCUGGGACUGAGCGGGUGGAGAGCGGCAGGACUCCGGGGAAGGGCGCCUGGACUCAGCCAUCGCUUUGUUUCCAUUCCCAUCCCGUUGGAGACAGGGCUGGGGAAGCGAGGAGAGCCAGGGAAGGGCCAUGGGCGGUGGAAAGGGGCCCUGAAGAGAGACGGAGACACACAGACUGCCUUCGCCAUGGCUCUCAGGGAGCUCAAAGUUUGCCUUCUCGGGGACACUGGUGUAGGCAAAUCAAGCAUUGUAUGGCGCUUUGUAGAAGACAGCUUUGAUCCCAACAUCAAUCCAACAAUUGGAGCAUCCUUUAUGACCAAGACAGUACAAUAUCAGAAUGAAUUGCAUAAAUUCCUAAUAUGGGAUACAGCUGGACAAGAGAGAUUUCGUGCUCUGGCACCAAUGUACUACCGAGGAUCUGCAGCAGCUAUUAUAGUGUAUGACAUCACAAAAGAGGAAACGUUCUCAACAUUAAAGAAUUGGGUGAAAGAACUUCGCCAGCAUGGACCUCCCAAUAUUGUUGUAGCUAUUGCUGGAAAUAAGUGCGAUCUUAAUGAUGUAAGAGAAGUCAUGGAAAAAGAUGCUAAAGAUUAUGCAGAUUCCAUUCACGCAGUAUUCGUAGAGACCAGUGCAAAAAAUGCAAUAAACAUAAAUGAACUCUUUAUAGAAAUUAGUCGUAGAAUUCCAUCAACAGAUACCAACCCUCCAUCUAGUGGUAAGGGCUUCAAACUUAGAAGACAGCCUUCGGUGACAAAGCGUAGUUGCUGCUGACUGAUACCAUAUUAUAUCAGAUUAGCUUUUACAAAUUACUUGGCCUUGGAAGUUAAGGGUUUGUUUUACCUUACUGGUUUCCGAAUCCUGUCUGCCUGAUGUUCAUAGACCCUAAAACGGACUGAUCCUGGCAUAUUUGUACAUGCUGAGGAGACGGCAAUGGUUAUGCUGUCAGACUGUUUGCUUGUGGACUAUCUCUUGUAUUCAAAGGGAAUCAUCUUUAAUUUCUGCUUUAGCCUUGUGGGAAAGACUCCAACGUACAGAUUGUAAGACCUGAUAUUUCAUAGUUUUUUGUAAGCAAAACUUUGCUAUGUUUUUGUAAGGGGGGGGGGGGAAACAAGCACUUUGUGGAUUUUGAUGGGAGUGGGCAAGCUUUGUGCAUUCAAAUGUGAACUCUGAUCUUAAUGCAGCUCUGCACUCCAUAUUUUUGUUCCUGCAAGCCUUACUAUUUUCAUUUCAUUGUAUCUCCAAAGUACAGACUGAACAACUGAUUCAUAGAUGGCUGCAAAAUAAUGAUAUUUUAAACGACCAAAUUCAACCUGUUUUGUCCCCAAAUCUUAAUUGCACUUUUAUUAUGUACUAAUGGUAGAGUAGAAAUACAAGGUGUCCUUUAGGGAGGAAAGAGGUUCAGAACAUAGCCUUAGACAAUCUUACAUUGUUAUGCAGAAUUAUUUUAAACAUAAAUAGACACACUUCUUAGAAACCUCUCAGUGGGGUUCUCAUUAAGGUAGUACAAAUCCUAAUCGAAGCUGACCAAAAUUAACUUGACCACAGCUGACAGGCAUCAGUUGCUGUCAGUAGUUUUAGAAUUAGCAUGUUGGAUGGGGAACAUUUUUAAUUGCUUAGCAUGAGCAAUUUUAUACUCUUAUUUAUGAGACUAAUGCCUGAAGUAUUAUAAAUUAUGUAAGUGCCAUAGAUUGAAAAUCAAUUUCCUUUUGUCUCUCCAUCCCUUAAUUUCAUGAUGGGAGUAUAACAGAGUCCUAAGGUCAGGACUGUUGUGGACCCAUCCUGUGAGCAUGAGGCCUUGCAUCAACUAGCAGCUCUAGUUAGUACAGUGCUGGAAGACACUCCUCUAUCUGUCCAGUAGAGGUUGCUGCUAGUGUACCUUGAAGCUUGUGCGUGGAAUAAAUCACCUCUGCAUGUGGAAAGCGAAACAGGGAUUCGGAUCCAAGGUGUGUGGCAGCGUAGAGCGUUGUCUCCUCGCUCUUGGUCCUAUCCUUAAGAUGUUUUUUAAAAAAUCUUGUUUUUAAACAGACCAGUUCUCGGCUUUGUAUUGUGUUUUCAUUUUAUAUUAAACUAUAAAUUAAUCUUGCCCAAUUAUACUAUUUCUCAUUAUUUAUUUUUGUUGCAAACUGCUCAUACAAAAAUAGACUUGGGGCGGUGCUUAUGUGUGUUUCUCUCAUAAGAAUAUAACCACUUAAUAAACUCACAAUGUGUAAAGUAAGUUAUAAUGCUUUGAUAUUCACAGAAACAUGUCUGUGGUGGCUUUUCCCCAAGCAGUUGCUUGGCAUUUGACCAUCUUAAGUAAGUGUUUUCAGCUGAGAAGGAAAUUUCAAAGGAUACAUAGGAAAUGAAACAGCUUGUGCUUCAAAAA